Molecule: messenger RNA, 815 nt
Organism: Larimichthys crocea (large yellow croaker)
Lineage: Eukaryota; Metazoa; Chordata; Actinopteri; Sciaenidae
Gene: dynlt5
Product: dynein light chain Tctex-type family member 5
Exons: 5
Coding region: 162-683 (173 amino acids)
Biological process (GO): microtubule-based movement
Cellular component (GO): cytoplasmic dynein complex; cytoplasm
Molecular function (GO): dynein intermediate chain binding
Source: RefSeq, a predicted model, not a curated record
CAGGAAGCUCGUCCAUGGAAGCCCCUCCCACUGCACUGGGUCAUGGUUGUCAUGACAACACGAAGCGCCACAGGGCUAACUCGUUCGUGUUUUCCGUCCAGGAGGUCUUAAAAUCGGUUUACAUCUUGUAAAGUCAAGCUAAAAAAGAAGGAGGAGCUGUCAUGUCUGAUCUGCCCAAAGACAAAUCCCAGAAAAGAGAGAAGGGCAAGGCGCCCUCAGAGGGAAGCCAUGGAGUCAGAGGCAAAAAAACACCUGGCAGGACUAAGGACUCUAUAAGUACUACGUCCUGCAUAGAUGAACUAGGGCAUCAUGAAGACAACACGCGGAUAACAAUGGAGAACACCUACCAGUUGGGGCCACUUAAACGCUUCCCGGUGUCUGCUGUCACAGACAUACUGAAGGAUGUACUCACCAGUUACCUCCAAGAGGAGAAAUAUGAAGUGGAGUGGUCUCAAAAAAUGACAAAAACAAUAUGUGAGGUCAUAAGAGCCCGUGUGAAGGACCUCAUGAUUCCCAGAUAUAAGACCGUCGUCCUGGUCCACAUCGGUCAGCGCACCGGGCAGAGCAUGCAAAUCAGCAGCCGCUGUCUGUGGGAUGCAACUAAUGACACCUUCACCUCUUACUCCUUCAAGAACAGCUCUCUGUUUGGUUUGGCAACUGUCUACGCUGUUUACUCUGAGUGAAUCACGCAGACAAUGAAUGGACUCUAAUAAGACCACGACGCUGACUUUAGUCAUGCAUUUCACACAGUUUUCUUUAUCUGGGUGUAUAUUUUGUAAUGUAUAACGUGAUAAAACAAGGAUUUGCAACCAAAA